Impatiens glandulifera is the source of this 1192-nucleotide messenger RNA. RefSeq lists its product as uncharacterized. Lineage: Eukaryota; Viridiplantae; Streptophyta; Magnoliopsida; Ericales; Balsaminaceae. The transcript is spliced from 9 exons. Gene Ontology annotation, cellular component: chloroplast. The record is from RefSeq and is a predicted model, not a curated record. Bases 117 to 1106 code for a protein of 329 amino acids.
AUGAGUAUCAACAUCAGCUUUAUCAUCGUCUUCAGGAGUCAGGACAUAUGGAGAGAACACGAAGAAUGUAGAAGAAGAUUAGUAAGAACAUCCAUCCAUCCAUUCAUACAUCAUCAAUGGCUGCCGCCUCUGUUUCUUCAAGCUUCUCUCUUUGUACAUCUUCUCCCUCAGUUUCCUCUUCGUCUGCAAAGCUUCGUGCCAUCUCUUUACCUUUCAAUCGUCUCAUCAAACGAUCUAUUAUUUGCUUCUCUAAAAGUAAGCGAAGCUUCGGUGACCAAAUUCUGGAUUACAUUGAAGGGGGGCCAAAAUUAAGAAAAUGGUAUGGGGCACCAGAUCUCCUACCAAAAGAUGGAGCCGUCACUGAAAGUGAUGAACGUUCAGUUGCAGAAGAAGAAGAUGAAGUUCGAGAUGCAAUUUUAGUUACGGAUGGAGACAAUGAUAUUGGUCAGUUGGUGAUAUUGGCGUUAAUAGUCAAGCGCGUUCGAGUUAAAGCAGUGGUGAAAGACAGACGUGCAGCUUUAGAAGCCUUUGGGACUUAUGUAGAGGCAAUUUCUGGAGAUGUAAGUGACAGCUCAUUCCAGAACAAGGCUCUUAGAGGUGUUCGAACAAUAAUUUGUCCCAGUGAAGGAUUCUUAGCGAAGAUUAAGAACUUGAAAGGAGUGCAACAUUUGGUUCUACUAUCUCAGUUGUCUGUUUAUAGACGCAGCAGUGGAAUCCAAGCUCUCAUUAAUAGCAAUGCAAGGAAACUGGCCGAACAAGAUGAAUCAAUAGCUAUGGCUUCUGGAAUACCUUACACCAUUAUAAAAGCUGGUUCUUUAAAAAAUGUACCUGGUGGAAACCUAGGCUUCAGCUUUAAAGAGAAUAGUGCAGAAAUGGGAAGUCUUAGCAAAGAAGAUGCCGCUACCAUAUGCGCUGCUGCAGCCCUUGAUGCAGUCCCCAAAAGCAGUUUUGUAUUUGAGGUGGCUAAUGGCGACGACCAGAAAGUUUCAGAUUGGAAAGAGCUUUUUGCAACAUUGUUAGUGAAAGCUGAUGAGCAAACCCUAAGUGAUAUAAAAGGCAUGUCCAAAUGUUCUUGUGUCUAUAUUCAAUUCUUAUUGGAAAAUUAACGUUCUUUUUCAUAAAUCUGGAAAAUUUAUUGUCUUUUCUUCUCAAUAUUUACUAUAGUUGCUGGUCCUUAAUAAAUCAUGAAUUU